AUGGCUCCUCUGACUCCCGUUGAACAGGAGAAUCACCAAGCGCUUCUCGAUCGCCUUGACAUUGCGGCAGUUCCCCGUCCGUUCCGCAAUCCGAAUUGGAAGCCAUCGCAGCGUCGCAACAAGAACGUGAAGCAGCUUAUUUCUGAGAGCUCUAGGAAGGAGGCUUCCGUCAUGGCGACACAGUCCAAUUCUGGCGCAACCACCCCGCUCGCAGCUACGUCCGCCAGCACCGACGGCAGCCAAACCCCUGCCGAUGGCACACCCCGAACGAACAUCGCGCAGGCUGCGCAGAACCUCUCCACACUGGUGUUGGAAAAGAACGCACGAGCUGCAUUUACAUCUGGACCUGCCGUAACGUACACGAAUAUCGAAUCCGCGCCCUCGUUGCACCCGUCGCAGCAAACCCGCUACUGCGAUAUAACAGGCCUGCCUGCGCCAUACACAGAUCCCAAGACCAGACUGAGGUACCACGAUAAGGAGAUCUUUGAGAUAAUGCAUUCGGAUUCUAACGAAGGUCCUGCCAGAUAG
Molecule: messenger RNA, 528 nt
Organism: Aspergillus niger
Lineage: Eukaryota; Fungi; Ascomycota; Eurotiomycetes; Eurotiales; Aspergillaceae
Exons: 2
Coding region: 1-528 (175 amino acids)
Biological process (GO): chromatin remodeling
Cellular component (GO): Ino80 complex
Source: RefSeq, a predicted model, not a curated record